This is a messenger RNA of Exophiala dermatitidis NIH/UT8656, 1107 nucleotides long. RefSeq names its product dolichyldiphosphatase. Gene Ontology annotation, biological process: protein N-linked glycosylation; lipid biosynthetic process. The record is from RefSeq and is a predicted model, not a curated record. Bases 167 to 880 code for a protein of 237 amino acids. Lineage: Eukaryota; Fungi; Ascomycota; Eurotiomycetes; Chaetothyriales; Herpotrichiellaceae. Gene Ontology annotation, molecular function: dolichyldiphosphatase activity. The transcript has 3 exons. Gene Ontology annotation, cellular component: intracellular membrane-bounded organelle; endoplasmic reticulum membrane.
CUCCAUCUUGGUGUUCUUCAACUCUCCUACUGGAGUUAUUGUUAAUUAUUGUGUCCUCUUCAUCUAUACCCGGGCAUGUCCCUGCAUUUGUCCCUGAUACAGCUGAUUGGGAGGACUUCUACUAGGAGUACCGGCUAAAACACGUUUGCUAUUCUAGAGCUCGAGCAUGGACCAGGUCGAUGAUCCUGCUCUUGCAUCGCUGUCUUUGACACAUGUUCGCUAUAAUCCCAAUGACCCGGUAUCGUACCUGUCUGCAUGGCUAGCACUAGUUCCACAGGGUCUCUGUGUGGCCUAUGUGACGCUGAUAUGGGCCACACGGGAGGUUGAGAUCCUUCUCAUGUUUACGGGUCAGAUGGCCUGUGAAGCUCUCAACUUCGCUUUGAAGCGUUUGAUCCGCGAGGAAAGACCACACCAAAUGCAUGGAAAGGGGUAUGGCAUGCCAUCAUCCCACUCACAAUUUGUGGCAUUCUUUUCGGUCUCACUUACUUUGUUCUUGCUCAUUCGGCACGUACCCGCUCGGUCGACGAGUUAUUCGCCGUCGACAUUCUCGGAACGACUACUUCUUUCUCUUGUGGCCUGCCUGGGUACCGGAGCUGUGGCCGCCAGUCGGGUGUAUCUGAACUACCACACACCAAUGCAGGUCGGUGUAGGGGCGGGCGCUGGAGCCAUGUUUGCCCUGUUCUGGUUUUCCUUUACCUCGUAUUUGCGUCAAUCGGGGUGGUUGGAUUGGGCACUGGACACCUGGCUGUCCCGCAAACUCAGAUUUAGGGAUCUCAUCACGACAGAAGAUCUUCAGGAUGCUGGUUGGGGUCGAUGGGAAUCAAGGCGAAAAGCGAGGCGAGAGACUGGCACAGACGGGGCAAGCAAGAAGAGUAGAUGAUGGUUGACAUCGUAGGGGCAACAGAACCGAUGCACUGGCCUGGGAUGAACACAUGGCCUUAUACUAGGGAGUAGCGCGUUAGCCAGGAAGCCUAUGCCAACCCUACCUACCACUACAAUCUUGUCUAUGCAUCGUCUAACCCAGGUACUCCCUAUUAUCAUAUGUUUGAAGACUAUCCAGGCACUCGAUACUCCUUUGUAACCCCAGACACACCUCUUACACUUUAG